Messenger RNA from Belonocnema kinseyi, 2767 nucleotides. It is a transcript of the gene dpa, whose product is annotated as DNA replication licensing factor MCM4. Gene Ontology annotation, molecular function: single-stranded DNA binding; ATP binding; single-stranded DNA helicase activity. Gene Ontology annotation, biological process: DNA strand elongation involved in DNA replication; mitotic DNA replication initiation; DNA replication. The transcript is spliced from 8 exons. Lineage: Eukaryota; Metazoa; Arthropoda; Insecta; Hymenoptera; Cynipidae. Bases 69 to 2723 code for a protein of 884 amino acids. Gene Ontology annotation, cellular component: nucleus; MCM complex. The record is from RefSeq and is a predicted model, not a curated record.
CUAUCGUCUCGUGGAGGAGAAACGCUAAACGCUUUCAAGUAUAAAUAUUGUUUAAAGUAAAAAAUAAAAUGUCGAGUCCUAUGAGACCACCACCUACACCAACAAGAUCAGAAGGUAGAACUCCUCGUCGGUCUCAGAGAUCACCAAGUGUACCAAAAUCCCCAUCUGUAAAUGGGACUGCAAACGCAAAUAUUACACCUUCAAAGUCAGGUCCAAGCAAUGGAUCAGUGGACACUCCUCUCAGAUGGGGAGGACGUCAAGUCCCAGGAACGGUGGCAGAGUCGUCGGAAGGUCAAACCGUCCCAGCUUCUUCGCCAAAUCGACUUUUGCAAACGAGUCCAAUGGCCGCUGGGAUGAGCGAAAUUGAUCUUUCGUCUCCCUUGAAUUACGGAACUCCUAGUUCCCUGGGAUCCAUCAGAACACCUAGAAGUGGAAUCCGAGGAACUCCGAUCAGACAGAGACCGGAUAUCAGAGUCGACAAGCGCCUCAGACAAGUGAACGUUGCAGAUCCAGUGCCCGAAGAGGCGGUUCCAGGAACAUCCGAGAGCGAAAAUGCAGGCCCAAAUCUGGUAAUAUGGGGAACCAAUGUCGCGGUGCAUCGCGUCAAGGAUCAAUUCAAGCGCUUUGUGUCUCGUUUCAUCGACCCGGAGGCGGAAAAUGACGAAUUGCCCGAAAACAUGGACUUGACAGAGCCACUUUAUUUACAAAAAUUGAAUGAAAUUCACACCUUGGAGGAGCCUUACUUGAACGUGAACUGCACUCACAUCCAGCAAUUCGAUCAGCAAUUGUACAACAAUCUCAUAUGUUAUCCACAGGAAGUAAUCCCGGCAUUGGAUUUCGCAGUUAAUGAAAUGUUCUUUGAGAAAUACCCGGCCGCUGUUCUCGAUCAUCAGAUUCAAGUACGGCCUUUCAAUGUUGCCAAGACGACAAAUAUGCGACUCUUGAAUCCCGAGGAUAUAGAUCAGCUGAUUACCAUCACAGGAAUGGUUAUUCGUACCUCGAAUAUAAUUCCGGAGAUGCGAGAAGCUUUCUUCAAGUGCAUCAUUUGCUCGUUCACGACAAUGGUAGAACUUGAUAGCGGUCGAAUCCAAGAGCCCACUGUCUGCACCCACUGCAAUAAUAAUUUCUGCUUUUCUCUCAUUCACAAUCGCAGUCAGUUCUCUGACAAGCAAAUAAUCAAGCUUCAAGAAUCUCCGGACGAUAUGCCAGCCGGCCAGACUCCUCACACUGUCAGUCUUUUCGCUCACAAUGAUUUGGUGGAUGCCGUUUCUCCUGGAGACAGAGUCGCCAUUACGGGCAUAUAUCGUGCUGUUCCGAUGCAAGUUAUUCCGAGAGCGUCAAAUGUUCGCUCGGUUCUCAAAACGCACGUCGAUGUUGUUCAUUUCAGGAAGCAGGAUUCAAAGAGGUUGUACGAUCAAGAAGAAGGAAAAGAACACGCCUUUCCUGAAGAGAGAAUCAAACUACUAAAAAUGUUGGCCGUGAAAGAGGACAUUUAUGAACGACUCGCUCGAAACAUAGCUCCCAGUAUUUACGAAAACGAAGAUAUAAAGAAAGGAAUUCUGUUGCAAUUGUUCGGAGGCACCAAAAAAACUCACACUAUCUCGGGAAGAAGCCACUUCCGGUCAGAGAUCAAUAUUUUACUUUGUGGAGAUCCUGGAACCAGCAAAUCUCAAUUGUUACAGUUUGCUUUCAACUUGGUUCCUCGUUCUCAGUACAGCAGUGGCAAAGGAUCGAGUGCCGUUGGUCUGACAGCGUACGUAACGAAAGAUCCGGAGACUCGUCAGCUGAUUCUGCAAACCGGAGCCUUGGUCCUCGCCGAUAAUGGAAUUUGUUGUAUCGACGAAUUUGACAAAAUGAACGAGAGUACACGAUCCGUUUUGCAUGAAGUGAUGGAACAACAAACUUUGAGUAUUGCCAAAGCUGGCAUUAUUUGUCAGCUGAACGCCAGGACGAGUAUUCUUGCAGCUGCGAAUCCUUGCGAGUCUCAAUGGAACGCAAAGAAAACGGUCGUCGAAAACGUGAUGCUGCCCCAUACUUUGCUCUCUCGAUUCGAUUUGAUCUUCUUAAUGCUGGAUCCACAAAAUGAUUUGUUCGAUCGAAGACUUGGUAAACACAUGGUGUCACUGUAUUUCAAAGCUGAGCCCGAACAAGAGGAUGAGAUGAUUGAUAUGAGUGUUUUGCGAGACUACAUCGCUUAUGCUAAGGAGCACAUUCGCCCGACUCUUGGCGAGGAAGCCCAGCAGAGAUUAGUUCAGGCAUAUGUCGAUAUGCGAAGAGUUGGAAGUGGCAAAGGACAAAUCACAGCCUAUCCACGUCAACUUGAGUCGUUGAUUCGAAUCGCUGAAGCUCAUGCGAAAAUUCGUUUUAGCGAAACGGUGGAUAUUGCGGAUGUUGAGGAAGCCUGGAGGCUACAUCGUGAAGCCCUGAAGCAAUCGGCCAUCGAUCCAGCCACUGGAAAGAUCGAUGUGGGUAUUUUGACGACAGGAAUUUCAGAAGGUGCAAGAAGACGCCAGGUUGCAUUAACGGAGGCUUUGAAGAAAAGGAUUAAGGAGAAGAAGGUUGCAACCAUGAACUAUCAGAAACUAUUGACUGAAAUUAAGGAAUCUUCGGACACUCUCGUAACUCGAGACAUGUUUGAAGAUUCGCUCAGAAAUUUGCAGGAAGAGGGACUGAUACAUGUUGUUGGUAAGAACACUAUCAGUAUUUUGAGACACACCGACUAAACACGUAAAAUCUUCUUGCGUGAGCAAUUUGUUUUACUAUUUAC